CCCUAUCAAUAUUAGGAGCAUUACCCAUAUCAAACGCAUCAGGAAAAUGAUUCACAAAGAUUGCAGUUAUCUUAUCAGGGCUUAUCAUCCAUUCACCACAAAGAUUGCGGUCUGAACAUUGACUUUUCCAUUCUACAUGAGUUAUAUAUAUAUAUUACAUAUAUAUCAAAAUGAAGUAUUCCAAGUCAACUGAAAGAUCUAACAUUUCAAAGUCUUCCUUCCUACGUCCAUUUCCAUUAAUGAGUUUUUUACAAUAAUUUCAAGUAAUCACCUAACACCUUUCGGACCAUUUACUUCCCUAGACCCAAACUCAUCACCUUACUGCAAAAACAGUCUUGUUACUAAGCUCCUACAGCGGCUGUGUGCCUUUUGCAGGAGAUGAAUUCCAGUCGUUUCUUAUCAUCACAGUUUUGUUUUUCUCUGCUUCUGGUUUUCUUACGUGUGUCCAAGUCCAGUCCUUUGUCUGAAUUUACAACUAACUCUGAUGUACAGAGAACUUGUCGUGAUAAUCAGUACAGAUGUGGGAACUUGACUGCCGGUUUUCCCUUCUGGGGAGGUGAGAGGAUACAAGCAUGUGGGCAUCUUCUGUUAAAGCUUGAAUGCGACAAGAACACAACCACGACUGGGAUACAAAUUGAAGGGCAAGGAUACAAUGUCUUGCAGAUUGACAGCGAAGCCCAAGUUAUGAAAAUUGCAAGCAAGAAUUACAUGGAUGGACUCUGUCCAUCCGUCUUACGCAACACCAGUAUUAAUGGUUCUUCACUCUUUGAUUAUGUUACUGGUUAUAAAGAGCUCAUAAUUCAUUACAACUGCACGUAUCGGAGUAACUAUAUACUGCCGCUUAGGCCGUUUAAUUGUCCAAAUAUCGAAGGGUUUAAUUACUAUAUUGAGGGUGAUUAUGAUGCCUAUACGAGAUGUACGGAUAAUGUGAGUGUUGUAGUUGCAGACGAGUUCGACUCGGCCAUGGAAGUUGAUAAUUUGAUGAAAGCGCUGAAAGAAGGGUUUGAGGUCAAAUUGAAGGUGGAUGGUGAAGCGUGCCGGAAAUGCGUGGAAUCAAGUGGGACAUGUGGGUUUGCUUUUCAGAGUCAAGGUUGCUACUGCGGUUACCCUUCUGAGUCUGACUCUAGAACAUGCUCUUCUCCUCUAGGCCCAGCAUCCUCCCAAUUCAUAUCUCCAGAACCAUCUCCAGGAAGAUGGGAUGCAAAUGAUUGCGCAGAUGAUACCUCUUCUACAAAAUGUCAUCCAAUUGGAUCAUCUGCCAAUCGAAAUUGGGUGAAAAAAGUUGCCAUAGGUGUAUCAGCAGCCGUUACUGGAAUCAUGGUAAUCUCUGUUGUGGUCAUCUAUAGGCUUAGGAGAAAACUAUUCUUGAUCUGGAAAAAGGACAAAAAGAGUGAUAAGGAUGUUGAGGAAUUUAUAAAGGCCAACCUAUAUCUUGUUCCAAAGCGAUAUAAUUUCUCAGAUAUCAAGAAAAUGACGAACUCAUUCAGAGAUACGGUGGGAAAAGGAGCAUUCGGUACUGUUUACAGAGGAAAACUAUCCGAUGGCAGUAUUGUAGCAGUGAAGGUCUUAAGUGAGUCCAAAGGCAAUGGUGAAGAUUUCAUCAAUGAAGUAGCCAGCAUGAGUAGAACUUCUCAUGUUAACAUAGUUACUUUUGUGGGAUUCUGUUAUGAGAAAAGAAAUAGAGCCCUUAUCUAUGAGUUCGUGCCUAAUGGCUCCCUGGAUAACUUCAUAUAUGACAAAAGAUCCUUCAGGAACACCCCUAACUUGGGAAUGGAAACAUUAUACUCGAUUGCAGUUGGCAUUGCUCGAGGACUCGAGUAUUUACAUCGUGGUUGUAACACAAAGAUUGUGCACUUUGACAUAAAGCCUCACAAUAUUCUUCUUGAUGAAGAUUUUUGCCCAAAGAUUUCAGAUUUCGGGCUUGCUAAGCUAUGUUUAAAGAAAGAGAGUGUCAUCUCCAUGUUGGGGGCACGAGGAACUGCUGGGUAUAUCGCACCAGAAGUAUUCUGCAGAAACUUUGGAGGAGUCUCUCAUAAAUCUGAUGUGUACAGUUACGGAAUGAUGAUUCUUGAGAUGGUUGGAGGAAGAAAAAAUAUUGAUCCAAGUGUAUCACAGACAAGUGAAAUAUACUUCCCUUACUGGAUCUAUAACCAACUUGAACCAGGUAAAAAUUUAAGACUGGAUGGCGAUAUCACAGAAGAGGAGGGCCAAACAGCAAAGAAGAUGAUAAUAGUGGGAUUAUGGUGCAUCCAAACUAACCCAUCAGAUCGACCCUCCAUGACAAAGGUGGUGGAGAUGUUGGAAGGGACGCUUGAAUCCUUGAACAUUCCACCAAACCCUUCCCUGUCUUCUACAAAGGAGUCAGCCUAACACUUUUCCAUAAAUUACUUCAGACUGAGUUUGAUUGGAAUUGUCUGCCCAGAUCAACAUCAAUAUACCUAGAGAUUUCUGGUCUAACCGUACUAAACCUAAUGUAUAUGAGCCUAUUUGUCCUAGUUUUUCUUUUCAAUUUUUCUCCCCUUCAAGUAAUAAUUUUUUUCUUUUUUAAUUUCAGCAGUUCACAAAACUGAAGAUUCAAAGUCCAUCAUUGAGUGUAAAAGUCAUAUUUCAUCUUUUACCAGUUGGUUAGUUGAAGAACUCUCAAGACAUUGAUUUCAUCCAUUAGUUUUCAGUAUUUCUUUUUUCUGGUUGGUCGAUGCUAUAAAAUUACUUAUUCAUAGAAAAGAAGAUCUAAUUCAUGAAAAUAUGGAGAAAGAAUCAGCAUGAAUAAUAUUUAGCUUCUUAGACUUGAUAAUAAACAGAACAAAUAAAAUAUGGAUUCAUGGUUCUAUCAUAACUCAAAAUAUAAUUUUGGAUGAAGUUUUUUUGUCAAAAGUUUUCUGAUUUUGGCCUUUCUAGAUAGUUCUUGAAAAGGAAAUUGUACUUCCUCAACCAAAAAAUUAGAGUAUUGUAUCAAAGUUUAAGCAGAGCUGUAUAUAUAAAUAUGUGCGGUUGUAAUCAUAGAUCCUACAAUGAAAUGGCUUGAGAAAGAAAGAAUGUGAAUACUGAAGCACGAAGGAGCAAUUUUAUAAUAUUUUCAAGACUGGGUGCAUGAGGAUCUUGAACAAGCACCACAGUAGAAGACUUUUCUACUCUCAAAUUCUUGUGCAUCACAACUUAAGAGAAUCAGAGUCAAAUGGAUAGCCGCAUAGUCUCUUCUAUUGUAGAAUUUUCUUUGCUACAUGUUUUCUACCAGGUUUUGUAGAAUUGUAAGCUGUAAUACUCUGUAAUAGUCAAGUGUGCAUGAGAUUUUUUCUAAAGGCUGCGGACUUUAGAUUGCUUUUCUGAUUUAAUUAGAAGUUAUUUGGGCAAAUCCCUAAUUUAGUUUUCGAAGUAUAACCAACCAAACAUUUUUCUCCCAAAUGUUCUUUUUGUUAUAGAUUACUCCUCUGAACUUUUCAAAUUAUUUCAAAAGACUAAAAUUGUUAGAAAUUUAACCCAAAAAACCCAAUUACUUGGGCCUGUUUGGGAAAGAAAAUGACUUCUGCACAUCACUCAACAACAGCCUCUCUCUCUCAUAUAUGUUUUUGAAAUUUACAAAUUCCAAACUUGAAAUGCAAAUCUGUUGGGUUUUUAAAUUAAUUUGAAAGGUAGAUUUUGUUGGGUUUUCAAGUUAAUUUAAAGGGCAGAUUUGAUGGGUUUUCAAAUCUUUUAAAUUAAUACUAGAUCUGAGUGACUACUGAUCUUAAUUAUAUAUUGGGAAUAGCAUAAGAAGAUACACUAGUAAAU
Carica papaya (papaya) is the source of this 3768-nucleotide messenger RNA. RefSeq names its product LEAF RUST 10 DISEASE-RESISTANCE LOCUS RECEPTOR-LIKE PROTEIN KINASE-like 2.3. Gene Ontology annotation, molecular function: polysaccharide binding; protein kinase activity; ATP binding. Lineage: Eukaryota; Viridiplantae; Streptophyta; Magnoliopsida; Brassicales; Caricaceae. Gene Ontology annotation, biological process: protein phosphorylation. The record is from RefSeq and is a predicted model, not a curated record.